This is a messenger RNA of Sclerotinia trifoliorum, 2570 nucleotides long. The record is from the annotation of a GenBank genome assembly. Lineage: Eukaryota; Fungi; Ascomycota; Leotiomycetes; Helotiales; Sclerotiniaceae.
AUUUUAGUAAUUCUCUGCAUCUGCCUACCUACCUAGGUAUGGAAUCAAGUUCAUUCAAUACGGUGUAUUCGAGUUGUUUGCUUGAUCUACCACGAUAGAUGACUUUUCAUCAUCAGCAACAAUAGUCUUGACACAAUUAUGACAUAAAUUAUCAUGGAACAAAGAAGAUCAAACGCAGACCAAUCAUCCACAGCCAUGGAUCAAAAUCAUAGCCAAGACUCAGAUGAGCCAGCUCAAAAGAGGCGUAGAGUUGACGAUAAUGCUAAUGGCAACACUAAUGGAAAAGGUGUACGAAGGGGUAUGAAUAGAUCAGUAUCUCCACCUCCAUUGCGACGGUAUAGGAAGGAAAUGCCUAUUCAGGAGGAAGGGAGUCUGGAUCAGGAGGUGGAAAGUUAUAAGCAGACGUCUUCAAAAAAUACAAAGCAAAAAGUGGUAAAGUCACCAUUUCAGCUUACAAGUAUCCGAGAUCUACCUGCUUCAUCCAAUGUGGAUACUGUAUCACUAAGAGACAUUCUGGGUGAUCCUCUGAUAUCAGAAUGCUGGGAGUUCAAUUAUUUACAUAAUCUUGACUUUUUGAUGGAGCAAUUCGAUGAGGAUGUACGAAAUUUGGUCAAGGUCAAUGUGGUUCAUGGAUUCUGGAAGAGAGAAGAUCAAUCUAGGCUCAAUCUCAUGGUAUGUUGACUAUACUCGUCUCCGUCCACCUUGAUAUGGAGUCUCUGCAGUCUUAAUCCAUGUUUUUGCUGCCUUACUUGUUUCUCUAGAUCUAGGAAUUUAAAAGACGAAAUUGAUUGUCUAUGAAUACGAUGUUAUCCUGUGCUUCACCAGGCUUGAAGUCAGGAUCUUACUGAUAUAUUCUAGGAGCAAGUUUUGAAGUAUUCCAAUGUCAAACUCCUCACGGCUUACAUGCCUGAAAUGUUUGGGACUCACCAUUCAAAGGUAAUUCACCUCAGAUUUCACAAGUUCGAAAUUUGUUUACUAACUCCCUCAGAUGCUCAUUCUAUUCCGACAUGACUCUACAGCUCAAGUAAUCAUUCAUACAGCCAAUAUGAUCCCAUUCGAUUGGACAAAUAUGACACAAGCUAUGUGGAAAUCACCUCUUCUCCCUCUUCUCGACCCAGAAAAACCAAAUCCUAUAGAGUCGCAACAAAUAGGCUCGGGAUCAAAAUUCAAAAUUGAUUUACUCAAUUACCUACGAGCUUACGAUACCAAGAGGGCCAUAUGCAAGCCAUUGAUUGAACAGCUCUCAAAACAUGAUUUCUCCGAAAUUCGUGCAGCUCUCGUUGCAAGCACCCCAGGAAAACAAGACAUUGAACUCGACUCGACAGAAACAGCAUGGGGAUGGGCGGGUCUAACGAACGUCCUUAAAUCCAUACCUUGCAGUAAAACACAACCAGAAAUCGUGGUUCAAAUAUCUUCAAUAGCAUCUUUAGGUUCAACAGAUAAAUGGUUAAACCAAACAUUUUUCAAAGCCUUCAGUACAUCCAACCAUCCCAGUCCGAAACCAAAAUUCAAAAUCAUCUUUCCAACAGCCGAUGAAAUUAGAAGAAGUAUAAAUGGAUAUUCAUCAGGCAGCGCAAUUCAUACCAAGAUCCUCACACCAGCUCAGGGAAAACAAGUAGCUUAUCUAAAACCAUUGUUAUGUCAUUGGGCGGGAGACGGUGAACAACAUUCUUCAUCACAAACAUCAUCUACCUCAGUAUCGGCUACUUCUUCCAACACCUCCAAUACUGCCUCAUCAUCACAUAUGGUCUCCCCAUCCACGCUCCCACAAAACGCUCAUCGUAAACGUGCAGCUCCCCACAUAAAAACAUACAUCCGUUUCAGCUCCUCCUCUCACAAAACUAUAGAUUGGAUGUUAGUAACUUCCGCGAAUCUAUCCAAGCAAGCAUGGGGUGAAAAUACCAAUACGGCGGGUGAAGUACGGAUUUGCAGUUAUGAGAUUGGAGUGAUGGUUUGGCCUGAAUUGUGGGAUGAAGGGAAGGGGGCAAAGAUGGUGCCAUGUUUUGGGAGAGAUACACCUUCUAGACCUGAUGUAACGUCUGAGCUAGAAUAUACAGUAGCAGGUGAAGCAACGAGUGUAGCGGCUGGUGAUAACGAUGUAAGAGAGAAAGGAAAAGGAAGGGAAGAAAUCGAAAAGAAGAGCGACGAUGAUACAAUACUAAUAGGUGCACGCAUGCCCUACGAUCUUCCUUUAAUCCCAUACACCAAAUCCGAUAUCCCAUGGUGUGCAUCGGCUUCAUAUAGCGAACCUGAUUGGAUGGGAAAUACAUGGAAGACUUAAGAUGGAGUUUUCUACUCCGGUCUUCGAUCUCCGAUAUUCACCCUUUAGCUACCUAUCGUUCUAGGAGUAGGGAACAUACGGAUGAAAGUAAUUGGAAGUUAUGUAAGGAAUGUCUCGAGGAAAAUACAAUGACAAUUAUAAACGAGGUUGAGCUUUGGAGAUUUCCUCGAGCAGAGAUCGCAGCUGGAUGAUUAAAUAUAUAUAAUGAAGAUCUAGCUUUAAUAUUUCCUUGCUCUAAUAAUUAACAGUUUAUUAUCUUGCUUUAGUACUAUAUUAAUUUAUUUCAUUA